AAUACAUGUAAAUGUAAUUUGUAAACGCAAUUUUGAUAAAAAGAAAAUGUUUCAGUGAAUACAUAAAACUCAAUAUGGAAAUACUUAGUGGACAUGUUAUGAACUUGGCUAAUAGCAUUAUAGGUGUUAGCGUACUUGCAAUGCCUUUUUGCUUCAAACAAUGUGGAAUAAUCCUUUCUAUUUUACUAUUGAUGAUCAGUAGUGUUGUUUCAAGACUGGCCUGUCACUAUUUACUAAAAUCUGCGAUUAUUUCAAGAAGAAAAACGUUUGAAUUUUUGGCGUUUCAUCUAUUUGGAAGCAUAGGAAAACUUGCCAUUGAAAUUGGAAUGAUUGGUUUUUUAUUGGGCACUUGUAUUGCAUUUUUUGUUGUGAUGGGCGACUUGGGACCUUUAAUUAUAGCAGAAGUAACAAAAGCAAACGUUACAAGCACAAUGCGAACCAGUAUUUUGACAUCAUUGGCUGUAUUUGUUGUGUUACCACUUGGAUUGCUGCGUAAUGUCCAUAGUUUAAUUAGUGUUUCUAAAGCUACAAUGAUUUUUUACUGUUGUUUAGUUUUAAGAGUGAUAAUAGAAGCUUUGCCUGCCUUAUUUGAAGAUAGUUGGUAUGAUAAGGUUAAUUUUUGGAGGCCAGAAGGUUUACUUCAGUGUCUUCCAAUUUUCUCUAUGGCUUUAUUUUGUCAAACCCAACUAUUUGAAAUCUAUGAUGUAGUACCUAAUCCUACUCUUGAUAAAAUGAAUAUUUUGAUACAACAUGCAGUUAAUUUCUGUACAGCAGUUUAUAUGUGUGUUGGUAUUUUUGGAUAUAUAGCAUUUGUUAAUAAACCAUUUACAGGAAAUAUCCUGUUAAGUUUUGAGCCAGGAUUUAUAUCUCACCUUAUGAAGGUAGGUUUUAUUUUUUCAGUUGCCUUUAGUUUUCCUUUGGUAAUUUUUCCAUGCAGAGCUAGUUUGUAUUCAUGUUUAUAUAAAGAAGGAUAUUCUGUACAUGAAGGCAGCAUAAAUUAUAUUCCUGAAGGAAAGUUCAAAGGUAUUACGAUUUUAAUAGUAGGGGUUUCACUUGUUAUGGGUAUUCUUAUUCCAAAUAUUGAAUUGGUUUUAGGUUUAGUGGGCUCAACCAUAGGAGUUAUUAUUUGUGUAUUGUUUCCUGUAAUAUGUUUUAUUUGCAUUUCUCAGAAAAACACUAAUGAAAGAAUUAUUGCACAAUUUCUACUCAUGAUAGGUGUUUUUGUGAUGGUUGUAGGAACAUAUAAAAAUUUACAAACAGUAGAUACUUUAGAACCAACUAUAGUUACAGUGAAACCAAUUGAAUUGGACCCUGUAAAAAUAGAAAUGAAUAUUAAUAAACUCCCAAUUACUGAGAAAUUAGAGAUAAAGCCUGAGUUGGUAACACCUGAGAAUAAAGUAAAAGAAGUCAGGCAUGAACCUCCACAACCUAUUGAACCCAUAGAUGAAGAACCUAAAAAAGAUGAAAAACCUAGAAUUGUUGACAAAUUAGAUAAAUCUCUAAAGAAGCUAGAAACCAUAAUUCCUGCUGACAGAAUUGAGGUAGUAGCUGCAAAAGCCAGUAUAGUCAAUGACACUAAAAAUGAUCAAGUAGAUAUAGAAGCUAUUAAAAAGGAGGACAAAGAGGAAUUAUUAGAGAAAUCAAAUACAUUGAAAGAAAAAGAUAAUGUAGAUGAACAUAAGGUCUUAAUAGAAUCUAUACAAAAGCAAAAUGAAGUUCAGAAAGAAAUUGUAGAGCAACAGAAGGAACUAUUAGCAGUUAUAAAAAAACAACAGAAAGUUGAAGAAGAAAAAAAGAUGGAUGAAGUUAAACAGGAAAAAAUGAAAGCUGUAAAAGAAAUUGAAAGCAUUGCUCUUAAAGCUAUAGAAAAGAUUAGUGAAGGAGAAGAUGCUAAAAAAGUAGUAGAUGAUGUGAAAAAAGGCAUAGAACAAAGUGAACUAAAAGAAAAGAAAAUAGAAGAAAAUUUGAAAAAGAAGGAUAUUGUAAAUAAGGACAAUGAUCAAAAAGAUGAGAAUAAAUCCAAAGUAUUAGAUAACAAAGUAAAAGUUAAUGAAGAGUUUGAGAAAAAUGUUCAAAACGUCAAACAGGAGGUCCAAGAAAUAAGUUCCCAGCUUAAUGAAAUAAAUAAAAACUUAAAAAACCAGCAACAAAUUGCUGAUAAUAUUUUACCACAAAACUCACCUGAUAAUAAACUUCCAUUACAAAAUUUGCCCAAUAAAGAAUACAUAAAUACUGCCGAACUUAAAGAUCAACCUCAGAAUAACGACUUUAUUCCAAAAUUACUUCAAGAUUCAGGAUCUAAGAUAGAAUUAAGUAAAAAUGGAUCAAUGUAUUUAAAAUCUGGUCAAAAAGAUAUCAAAGUCAUAGAAGAAACCAAGCCUUCGAAGCUUCUUCCUUUACCUAUAGUAAUGUCACAGUUAAAUAAAAAUGUCAAUAAUCUAUUACCAAAUGUAGAAACCAAGGAUGAAAAAAAUGAAGUUUUAGAAAAAGACAGCAAUAAUGAAGCCCAAGCUAUGAGGAGAGAUAUACUAAGUGUGUCUACAAAUUAAUAUUUUGCUGUGUAAAAGUUUUAGGUUGGUUUUUCUUAAUAUCCUAGAGAAAUAAUUUGUUUUUGUAUUCUGGAACUAAAUAUAGUGAGAUAGGGUUAUCAUCUUUACUGUACUUUUCUACCACCUUAUUCCUGUGCCUCUUAUGUCCACCUCUCAUCAGAAUCUUAGUAUAGUGUGGUACUUGAGCUCCAUUCCGGCAUGUAGUUUUCACAAGAUAACUUUAAUAUUUCUCCUAAUAUUUUUGAUAGUGAAUUCUUUUCUUUUUGUGAUGCACUACUGUUGUGUGUUGUCAUUUUAUUUUCAUUCUUUUUUGUUUGUCGCUAGAUAAUGUUUUGUAUUUCGUAGAAGUUUGUAAUAAAUUAAAUUCUUGUUUUUUUAUAUCUGUGCAGCCUGAUAAAACUGUAGUGUUUACAUGUUUAUUUGAGUACUCAUAUAGUAGAUGGAUAAUUGCAUAUUUUCUUAAUUUAAGUUGUUUGUUUGGUGCCUCACUGCUCACUGGUACAUUUUACUGCUCGUUCUCUGAAAAAUGUGUGUAAUUUACUGAUUUUUAAACUCCAGCACACUUCUAAGGCUCAUCAAUUGUAGAAACUCUUGUUAUCCAUCAGUCACAAGGGCCCCAUUAGAUAAUUGGAUGAGAAAUGUCUGCAUACACAUUUAGUUUUAAAUUGGGAACAAAUUACUGAUACUACAACUUCUUACAUCAGAUAUUUUUGAUAGUAUUUUAGCAAAUUGGAUAGUUUAUUCGGAUGAAGUAUACAUUACAUUUACAUUUAAUUCAAUUAAUAUUUUAACACAGAAAAAUUUUGUAAUAAUAUUAGCAGUGUUUUGAUGAAACCAUUUCUUUGUGACAUCUUAGCUUU
Messenger RNA from Diabrotica balteata, 3409 nucleotides. The record is from the annotation of a GenBank genome assembly. Lineage: Eukaryota; Metazoa; Arthropoda; Insecta; Coleoptera; Chrysomelidae.